Penicillium egyptiacum is the source of this 327-nucleotide messenger RNA. NCBI's taxonomy places the organism in Eukaryota, Fungi, Ascomycota, Eurotiomycetes, Eurotiales, Aspergillaceae. The record is from the annotation of a GenBank genome assembly.
AUGUCUCGUCACCACCCCGAUCUCGUUAUGUGCCGCAAGCAACCCGGCAUCUCUAUCGGCCGUCUGUGCGACAAAUGCGACGGAAAAUGCCCCGUCUGCGAUUCCUACGUGCGCCCCACGACCCUGGUCCGCAUCUGUGACGAGUGCUCCUUUGGAAACUACCAGAACAAAUGUGUUGUCUGCGGCGGCGAGGGCAUCAGUGAUGCGUUCUACUGCUUUGAAUGUACGCGCCUCGAGAAGGACCGCGAUGGAUGUCCCAAGAUCAUCAAUCUGGGAAGUUCAAGGACAGAUCUGUUCUAUCAAAAGAAAAGUUUCCGGAAUCAAUGA